Didymodactylos carnosus is the source of this 2724-nucleotide messenger RNA. NCBI's taxonomy places the organism in Eukaryota, Metazoa, Rotifera, Eurotatoria, Philodinida, Philodinidae. The record is from the annotation of a GenBank genome assembly.
AUGCUGACUAUGCAGGUUGCUUGUCGUAUUCGUCCAAUGACAGAGGAUGAAAUUAUUCAAGGCGGCACUAUUAUCGCUCAUAAAGUCGCAGACGAUAAUAUGGUUGUUUUACUUGAUCCAGAAGAAGAUCCGGAUGAUAUUUUAAGAGCAAAUCGAUCUCGAGAACGUAAAUACAUGUUUGAUAUCGUGUCUGAUGCAAGAGCAGGACAGCAAGAAGUAUACGCUGCCACAGCUAAGAUUCUACUCGGAAGUGUGCUAGAAGGUUACAAUGCCACCGUUUUUGCUUAUGGAGCUACAGGUGCUGGUAAAACGUAUACCAUGUUGGGCACAGAACAUAAUCCCGGUGUUAUGUAUCGGACGCUACAUGAUUUAUUUGUUGAAAUACAACAAUUUGACGGCAAACGGGAAUAUCAAGUAUCAAUGUCCUAUUUGGAAAUAUAUAACGAACUUAUACGAGAUUUAUUAGUACCAUCAACAUCUUUUUUGGAAUUGAGAGAAGAUGCCAAAGGAACAAUACAAGUUGCAGGAUUAUCAGAAGUGAUUGCUAAAACACCCGAAGAGGUAAUGGAAAUGUUACACAAAGGCAAUCGUGCACGGACCCAAGAACCGACAAAAGCAAAUAAAACAUCAUCGAGAUCACACGCUGUCUUACAAGUGAAUAUCAAACAACGAGAUGUAACAAGAUCUCAUACUGAACAAGUUCGUUUUGCGAAACUUUAUAUGAUUGAUCUUGCCGGUUCGGAACGAGCUGCACAAACACAAAAUACUGGCCGUCGUAUGAUGGAAGGAGCGCAUAUAAAUCGUUCAUUGUUAGCACUUGGAAAUUGUAUAAACGCUUUAAGUGAAAAGGGUACAACAAAAUAUGUUAAUUAUCGUGAUAGUAAAUUAACAAGGAUAUUAAAAGAUUCACUGGGUGGUAAUUCACGAACAGUUAUGAUUGCUCAUGUUAGUCCAGCAAGUGUCCACUUUGAAGAAUCUCGAAAUACACUGAAUUAUGCUGAUAGAGCCAAAUACAUUAAGACUAAAAUUCGUCGCAAUGUUAUCGAUGUAUCCUAUCAUAUCGCUCAAUAUCAACAAAUAAUUCAAGAUCUUCGUAGUCAAGUACAAUUAUUAAGAGAACAAAAAGAUGAUUUAGAAAUGCGUUUAUCAGUAUCAAAUGAAGCAAGAUUCAGUCGACUAAGUGAUACUACAACUGAACGUCUACGUGUAGAAGAAAGUAUAAAAUUAAAAGAAAAUAUAGUACAAGCGUUUAAAAAACAAAUAGAUGCACGACGAUCUCUAUUAGAAAUCGAUAAUGCUCUAAUGGAUAUUACUCAUGAAUGUUCAAGAAAUGAGUCAAUUUUAGAACACUAUGAAUCGAACAAAGAAAAUAGUCCACGAAAUAAAAAACAAACGUUCGAUAAUACGGAACCGGAAAAUGUUCAACGUGCAAAAGCUGAAUUAAAAGUACUAGAUGGUGAAAGGUCAAAAUUAGAAAAACAAAGAAAAACACAAAUGAAAGAAUUUGAUACAUCAAAAGCGGAUGCUAAAAAACUUUAUGAAAAAGUAUCGAAACGUUUAACAAGUCAAGAUCAACGUGAAUUACUUCGAUUAUUGACACAAAAUUUUGAAUUUGAAUUGAAAAAUAUUGAAUUACAAGCCGAUAUAUUUGUCAGAGAUUUUUCUAUAAAACAUAAAGAUUUACAAUUAUUAAGAAUGUCACAGCAUCGAAAGAACAAGAUCCCUGUACCGUCAGAUCUUGAAGAGUUGUAUCAGUUAUACUCACGUGAUAUCGACGAAGGACAAUUGAUGAAGGAUCUAGCAGCACAUUCUCCCCGAACAUUAACCAAAAUGGGUCUUAGUGUAUCUCAACUUCCUAUAUUAAGUCAAAUAGCAGAAGAAGAUCUUACGAGUGCUUCAACAUCUGUAACAAGUUUUCACUUAAUUCCAAAUAAUCAACGAACACGCACAACAAAUAAUGUAACAACUAAUUUAUUAAAUAAUCGUGCGCUAUCUGAUCAAGAACUUUUUACUCGUGUAAACGAAAAUGACUCGAAUAAUAUAAGCUUGAAUGAUAGCUCUACGACUCAAGCACUAAACUCUCUCAUAAUGAAAUCAACGGCUACUAAUAACACUAUGAAUAAUAAUAAUGCACCGUUGUCCUAUGCACAUUUUAAUUUUGAUGGAAAAUUAGCAAAAGGAAAUUCAUUAGUUAGUAUUAGUAGUGAAAGUGUUGAUGUACCAAUUGAUUCUCAAAUACCACGACGAAAAUUUUCAUCGCCCGAUGCUAGUGGAGGAUUAAGAAGUAAUGAUCCGUCACCAUCAUUAUUCAAUAAAAAUGGAACAACAACAACUGCUGGACAAGGACAACAACAAGCAAAAGGAAGACUAAGAAAACAGACACAAGAUAUUGCAGCGCGAGCAGCUCAACGUCGUGCAAAUUUACAUCAUCGAGAAUUAAUGGAAGACCUUGGAUAUGAUCCAAAUAUAUCAAAAGAAAAUACAUCAUCCGUAUUUGGAUUAGAAGUUACAGGAAUGAAACCAAAGAAAACUGUGACAAUUCAAGAUCCGGCGCCAGGAAGAAAUCGACAAAUCGAUCGAACUCAUGAUCUACGACGAACCAAUUCGGAUUCACCCGAAUUAAUAAAAACAACAACAAAUGCUCAUGGUUCAUCGAAUUCGAACACUAAUCAACGAUCAUCGAUGCCUAUGGCUAACAUCGUUGUACCACGGGAUCCCUUUUAA